GUUAUUUUUAAUUAUUUGAUUCAAUCUGAAGAAUCCUCUUUGAAUAAAAAUGAAACCAAGUAGGAGAGUGGAGUGGUUUCAUUGGUUACAACUUUACACACAUGCACUCUCUAUAAUACAUAUACCACAAAUUCUUGUUCUUUCCCUUUGCUUCACCUCUCUUUCUCUCUCACUCUCUCUCUCGCUUCUCCAUUUCCUGCACUUGUUCUCUUUCUACUAUUCGGGUUUUGCUUGUUUUGUUUUCCUCUGACGACCCACUUUUGCAGAUUCUCAAGGAUUCUUCAAAGUUUUAGUCUUUUGUGUUAUUGUUCCAGAUUCUUCAAUUUAUGCAAAAAUCUCUCACUAAAUCAGGUUCUUUGAUUCCAUCAUUAAACUAUUCGUUAAUUUCCCCCGUUUGAUUCCUAUAUAUCUUUAGAUCCUAUAAAAUUAAAAGCUUUCAGUCUUUCACUACAUCCACAAAUCAAAGCUUCAAGCUACCAAAAAAUUAGAGAGAACAAAACUCAUAACUACUUUAUAGGUGAAACUUUUUCUCUCCUAGCCUUUAAACGAUGGAGACUCUGCAUCCACUAAUCUCGCACGUGCCAACCUCUGACCACCGGUUCGUAGUUCAAGAGAUGAUGUGCUUGCAAAGCUCGAGCUGGACUAAAGAAGAGAACAAGAAGUUUGAGCGAGCCCUCGCUGUCUAUGCUGAUGAUACGCCUGACCGCUGGUUCAAAGUUGCUGAUAUGAUCCCUGGAAAGACCAUAUCUGAUGUCAUGAGGCAAUACUCUAAGCUUGAAGAAGACCUCUUCGAUAUUGAAGCAGGACUUGUCCCAAUCCCGGGUUACCGUUCUGCUCCAUGUGGAUUCGAUGAUCAGCUUGUGAGUCUGCGUGACUUUGAUGCGUAUCGUAAACUGCCUAAUGGAGCCAAAGGUUUUGAUCAAGAUCGAAGGAAAGGAGUCCCAUGGACGGAGGAAGAACAUAGGAGGUUCUUGUUAGGGCUUCUGAAGUACGGGAAAGGAGAUUGGAGAAACAUAUCGAGGAACUUUGUGGGAUCAAAAACACCGACUCAGGUUGCAAGCCAUGCCCAAAAGUACUACCAGAGACAGCUCUCCGGCGCCAAAGACAAACGUCGGCCUAGCAUUCACGACAUAACCACCGUCAAUCUUCUGAACGCCAAUCUCAGCCGUCCAUCGUCUGAUCAAGGCUGCUUCGUUUCAGAACAGGCCGAGCCGAAACAAGGGUUCACCCACAGAGAUAAUGCAGAGGAGAGAGUGAUGUUUCUUGGCCAGAAUCUUUCCUCGGUCAGGUCUCCCGGCGAUCCUGCUACCAUUAAGUUCGCUGGAGCAGAUGUCUACUGUGAUGGAGGUUACACAAUCACAAGAUCCUGAAACUCGUAGUGAGAAUAAUGUCGAAUUUUGAAAACUGUAAUUAAUGCAUUAAUGGAAAAACUCCAGAAUUAUGUUUUAUGGUUAAACUUACAAUUAUGGUUAUGUUACAUGAUUAGAUGAAAAGUAAUUAGUAUGUGAAUAUGUAUGUUAUGUUUGUGGAAUAAACAUAGAUUAGCUAAUAUAUAUCUAGUAUGCAUGCCCAUGUCUUUUUACCCAAAAGAACUAAUUGGUGGGUUUAUGGCUU
Molecule: messenger RNA, 1614 nt
Organism: Camelina sativa (false flax)
Lineage: Eukaryota; Viridiplantae; Streptophyta; Magnoliopsida; Brassicales; Brassicaceae
Product: transcription factor DIVARICATA
Molecular function (GO): DNA binding
Source: RefSeq, a predicted model, not a curated record